This is a messenger RNA of Enhydra lutris kenyoni (northern sea otter), 1148 nucleotides long. RefSeq names its product solute carrier family 25 member 26 (gene SLC25A26). The record is from RefSeq and is a predicted model, not a curated record. Gene Ontology annotation, cellular component: mitochondrial inner membrane. NCBI's taxonomy places the organism in Eukaryota, Metazoa, Chordata, Mammalia, Carnivora, Mustelidae. The coding region runs from base 98 to 1129 and encodes 343 amino acids. The transcript is spliced from 9 exons. Gene Ontology annotation, biological process: transmembrane transport. Gene Ontology annotation, molecular function: S-adenosyl-L-methionine transmembrane transporter activity.
GUCCCCGGUUGCACGUGUAGUUGUUGUGGUUCAACCUCACGUGGCUGCGGAUGUGCCCGCGCUACAGGUCCGCCUUCAAGAUGGCGGCGCUCACUGAAUGGGGUUGCGACCUGCUGAACCUCGACUGAUAGCCUGGACUGAUAGCCGUGGAGGUGUCUGCGGGGCCAUGGACCGGCCGGGGUUCACGGCUUCGCUGGUGGCUGGUGGGGUAGCAGGUGUCGCUGUUGACUUGAUAUUAUUUCCUCUGGAUACCAUUAAAACCAGGCUUCAGAGUCCACAAGGAUUUAAUAAGGCUGGUGGUUUUCAUGGAAUCUAUGCUGGUGUUCCUUCUGCUGCUAUUGGAUCCUUUCCUAAUGCUGCUGCUUUUUUUAUCACCUAUGAAUAUGUGAAAUGGUUUUUGCACACCGAUUCGUCUUCAUAUUUAAUGCCUGUGAAGCAUAUGUUGGCCGCCUCUGCUGGAGAAGUGGUUGCCUGCCUGAUACGAGUUCCUUCUGAAGUUGUUAAGCAGAGGGCACAGGUAUCUGCUUCUUCAAGAACGUUUCACAUUUUCUCUAACAUCUUAUAUACAGAGGGCGUCCAAGGAUUAUAUCGAGGCUACAAAAGCACAGUUUUAAGAGAGAUUCCUUUCUCAUUGGUCCAGUUUCCCUUGUGGGAGUCCUUAAAAGUGGAUUUGCAGCUGCGGUCACCACGCCUCUGGAUGUGGCAAAAACAAGAAUCAUGUUGGCCAAGGCUGGUUCCAGCACCGCUAGUGGGAACGUACUGUCUGCGCUGCACGGGGUCUGGCGGACACAUGGGCUGUCAGGAUUAUUUGCAGGUGUCUUCCCUCGAAUGGCAGCCAUCAGCCUGGGAGGUUUCAUCUUUCUUGGUGCUUACGAGCAAACCCGCAGCUUGCUGUGGGAAGCCGGCAGAGAGAGGCCCUGAAGCAGGGACGAUGCCCCCUGCUCGGCUCUCAAGAAAAAGGACGCCACGGGAGCAGCCGUGUGGUCCUCCGCCCCAGGCUCCAGUGUGUGAAGACGGGGACCUUGGGGACCUUGAGAACGUGUCUUCCCCACUGUCGUCUGGCUGGCACGCUCACACGGAACCCUGGCCACAGCGGUACUCUCAACCCUGUCCUCCGCCCCCCGAAUAAAGCCACGUGCCGAUGCUCA